Messenger RNA from Zasmidium cellare ATCC 36951, 2208 nucleotides. RefSeq lists its product as uncharacterized. Gene Ontology annotation, molecular function: nucleoside diphosphate phosphatase activity. The record is from RefSeq and is a predicted model, not a curated record. Gene Ontology annotation, cellular component: membrane. The transcript has a single exon. Bases 1 to 2208 code for a protein of 735 amino acids. Gene Ontology annotation, biological process: nucleoside diphosphate catabolic process. NCBI's taxonomy places the organism in Eukaryota, Fungi, Ascomycota, Dothideomycetes, Mycosphaerellales, Mycosphaerellaceae.
AUGGGGAAGAAGGAUGAUUCCAGCUAUGCCAUCGUCUUUGACGCGGGCUCCUCCGGCACACGAGUCUACGUAUACAAGUGGAAGAAGGCGGAGGCGGUUCUGAAAAAGGGCAAAGAGAAGCAUCUCACGCGACUGCCAGACAUCGACACGGAGAAGGACUGGCGCAAGAAAGUCCACCCUGGCAUCUCGACAUUCGGCGAGAAGCCUGAGGCUGUGGGACCGGAUCAUCUGAAAGAGCUGUUGGAGUUUGCUGCGGAUAUCGUGCCCGAGAAUGAAGUGGAGAAUACUCCCAUCUUCCUCCUCGCGACGGCGGGCAUGCGAUUACUCCCAGGUCAUCAGCGCGCGGAUGUGCUGAGCCACGUGUGCUCGUAUUUCCAGCAGAACUCCAACUUUCAACUCCCCGACUGCGAUCUUCAUGUGCAAGUGAUUCCUGGCGAGACGGAAGGUCUUUAUGGCUGGAUCGCGGCGAAUUACUUGCUUGGGGGGUUCGAUAAGCCGGACAAGCAUGAUCAUGGGAAGGAGCAUCAUACGUAUGGAUUCUUGGAUAUGGGUGGUGCGAGCGCGCAGAUUGCCUUUGCUCCUAAUGCGACGGAGGCGGAGAAGCACGCGAAUGAUCUUAAGCUCCUGCGGUUGAGGAGGGUGGAUGGCGAGUCGUUGGAAUACAAGGUGUUUGUCACGACUUGGUUGGGUUUUGGUGCGAAUGAGGCACGGAGAAGAUAUGUGGAGCAUUUGCUGGAUGCAUCCCCGAGCGAGCACGAACUACCGGAUCCGUGUCUGCCGGUGGGGAUUACAGUCAAGAAGUCUGGAGAAGAGAUCAAGCCUGGAUCAAUGGAACUGAAGGGUAAAGAGCCGUACCUCCUUGGGACUGGCGAUUUCACGCAAUGUUUGAAGAGCACGUAUCCGUUGUUGGAGAAAGAGAAGGAAUGUGCAGAUCCGCCGUGUCUACUGAAUGGCAUUCACACCCCUGCGAUCGACUUCGAUGUGAAUCACUUCGUUGGUGUAUCGGAGUACUGGCACACCACGCACGAGAUUUUCGCCAUGGCCCACAAGGACAAGGCAUACGACUUCCACACCUACCAGAAGCAGGUGACAGAGUUUUGUUCGAGAGAUUGGGAGGAUAUCGAGCAAGAUGUUGCAAAAGAGAAGUGGGGCCAUAAAGUAGAUGAGAAGACGGUGGAGGAGGUGUGCUUCAAGGCGAGUUGGUUGAUAAACAUGCUUCACGAAGGCAUUGGCAUUCCAAGAGUUGGCAUUGAGGCGGGCAAGGAUGGAUCGAAUAAAACAAAAGAGAUCGUGGACAACGCAAAAGCCCGAGGCUUCUUGGAUCCAUUCCAAGCUGUGGACAAGAUCGACUCGAAAGAAGUCAGCUGGACACUGGGCAAAGUGGUCCUCUAUGCCUCCUCACAGAUGCCUCCAGCAGACGACGGCGUGAUGGCAGUAGGCUUCGGCAGCAACAUCAAAGGCACUUCCCUCCCGGACGACUUCCAAUACCCCGGCGGCCGGAUAUCUCCCCUUCCCAACCUAAACGAAACCCACCCCGAAGACGAAAGCAACGACUGGCACGACAAAAUCCUCGCCAGCAGCUACUCCCGCCGCAUCCCCGGCAUCCUCAUCUUCCUCCUAAUCCUCGCCUUGGCCGUCUACCUCCUCUGCGGCCGCGAACGGCGCCUCUCCCUCUACCACAAACUCCUCACCCUCCUGGGCCGCCCCCCUCGCUCCCCACGCUUCAAACGCCGCGCCAAACCCCCCGGCUUCCUCAGCGCCAAGCUCUUCGGUAGCACGAGUGGCUCCCCCACCUACGACCGCAUCCUCGAAGAAGGCGACCCGGCCGACGACUUCGAACUCGCCGAAGUCUCCUCCACCGACAGCGCCGACAACGCCUCCCAGCGCUACACCGACGCCACGCCCGCCAUCCGCAGCGGCCGCACCUCCGGCAUGGUGACGCCCUCCCUCCGCGGCCUCUCCCCAGACAUCUCGCGCUCCUCGCCCAAAACGCUAGGAUACUUCGACAACCCUCUCCCGCCGGGCUCCUCGCAUGGCUUGGGCAUCGCACCCGCCACGACGCCUUUUGAGCGCGGGGGCUUGAUGAGUCGGAGCGAGAGUAAGGAGCGGUUGGGGCUGGGACUGGGACUGGGCAGUCGGAGCCGCAGGACGAGUCCGACGCGGAAGAGUCCGUUGAUGACGCCUUUUUUGAAGGAGAGUGUCGAGUAG